CCAACACCUGCAACUCAGCAGAUUUCAGAUUUUCUUGUGUAAGUUUUUGAGGAAGUACUUGAAUGCUUAAGUGAAUAGGCCUAACUUUAUCUACACUGGGAUUCUACAUUAGGGCAACGAACUGGCGAGAGGCAGACAGAAUGGAUUUGCAGGCUUGUGAGUGUGUGUGUGUUUGUGUUUAUGUGUGGUAAAUGCCUGCUCCACCCUGAUAGGUGAAGUCCCCUCCCCCUCUCACAAACGAGCUACCUGCCUGUGAAAGUAUCAGGGGAGUCGACUGAAUGAAAGCAGGACACAAACGACGCAGGUCAGCCACAAGAGCAAGACAGGGGACCUCAGGGACCAAGCCAAGCCAACCUGAACUCAGUAGUACCUCAUUGAAGACAACACGAGCAGCUAAAGCUGAAACCUAACCAGCUCCAUCCAAACCAAGCCAAUCCAACUGGCUAGACAGGUUACCUCUCUCAGUGCAGUGAGUGCUCAGUCACUCCUCCCUCCCUCCUUCCCUCCCCCACACUACAACAGCCACCACUCCUGCUGCUGCUACUGCUGUCUUGUACACACAGAGGAAGUAGAAGUGUGGCCGUGUGUGUAAACGAGUGUUACUCGGAGUCUGAGGAGGUGAGAGGGGAAAAGAAGACAAAAACAGUGUAGUGGGAGAUAAGAGAGAGGAGUGUAGGCUACCUGAAGACGAGGAGCUGAGAGAGGCAGAGACAGAGACAGAGAGAGGGAACCGCCAAGAUGCCAGAGGAGGAGGAGAACCACUACGGGAAACACGGCGAACCCAGGAAGUAUGACCCCACCUUCAAAGGACCCAUCCACAACAGGAGUUGUACGGAUGUGGUGUGCUGCAUCCUCUUCAUUCUGGCUGUGCUGGGCUACUUUGCCGUGGGCAUCCUGGCAUGGUCCCAGGGAGACCCUCGCAAGGUGAUCUACCCCACAGACAGCAGGGGCCAGUUCUGCGGACAGGCUGGCACCAAACUGGAGAAGAGGACCAAGCUGUUCUACUUCAACAUCAUGAAGUGUGCCAAUCCCAUGGUGCUCUUGGAGUUCCAGUGCCCCACCACUCAGCUGUGUGUGGAGAAAUGUCCGAAAAAAUUCCUGACCUUGGUGAAGGCCAAAUUAAUCCCAUCAGACUGGUCCUACUACAAGGACUUCUGUAAGGAAUCAGACAAGAUAGAUUCAAUGACAGCACCGCAGAUACUGAAAGAAGGCCUGUGUCCUGCUAUGCUUCUGCCCAGCAAGUCAUUCACCCGCAGGUGCUUCCCCGCUCUCAGCCGGAAGGGAAAGGAUGUGCUCGUGGGUAACCAGACGCAGUUCAACGAUGGCACGAGUGACCGUCCAGCCGCGGACCUCAUCGACGGUGUCAAGAAUGCCUCUGUGGUGAUUGAGGCGCGACAGGUAGCCAUGAAGAUCUUUGAGGACUACACCCAGUCUUGGUACUGGAUCCUCAUAGCUCUGGUGCUGGCCAUGCUCCUCAGCCUGGUCUUCAUCGUGCUGAUGCGUUUCCUGGGCGGCAUCAUGGUGUGGGUCAUGAUCGUUAUGGUCAUCCUCGUCAUCGGAUACGGUAUCUUCCACUGCUACAUGGAGUACGCCUCCCUGAAGGGGGAGCCUGGAGCCAACAUCACCCUGCAGGAGCUGGGCCUGCAGAUGGACUUCUCUAUCUACCUGCAGAUCCGACAGACCUGGUUGGCUUUCAUGAUCAUCUUGGCCAUUCUGGAGGUCAUCAUCAUCCUCCUCCUCAUCUUCCUCCGCAACAGGAUCCGCAUCGCCAUCGCACUCAUCAAGGAGGCCAGCAAAGCCGUGGCCCACAUCAUGUCCUCCCUGUUCUACCCUCUGGUGACCUUCUUCCUGUUGACCAUUGUCAUCGCCUACUGGGCCGUCACCGCUGUUUUCCUCUCCACCUCUAAUGAAGCUGUUUACAAAGUCUACAACGAAACUGCUUGCGAGUUUAGCAGAAACACCUGUACUCCUGAGAACUUCACCACGUCUGAGAUUAAGGCAAGGUGCCCCGACUCGGAGUGCCUGUUUGCCUUCUACGGCGGCGAGACGGUGUACCACAAGUACCUCAUUGGCCUGCAGUUCUACAACGUCUUCCUGUUCUUCUGGUGUGCCAACUUCGUGACGGCGCUGGGCCAGAUGACGUUGGCAGGGGCCUUCGCCUCCUACUACUGGGCCUUUGUCAAGCCAGACGACAUGCCCACCUGCCCCAUAUUCGCCUCCCUCGGCCGCGCACUGAGGUAUCAUACGGGCUCGCUGGCCUUCGGCUCCCUGAUCCUCUCCAUAGUGCAGAUCAUCAGAGUGCUGCUGGAGUAUCUGGACCACAAGCUCAAAGGAGCGCAAAACAAAUGCACAAAGUUCCUGCUGUGCUGCCUCAAGUGUUGUUUCUGGUGCCUGGAGAAGUUCAUCAAGUUCCUCAACAGGAAUGCCUACAUCAUGGUUGCCAUAUAUGGCAAAAACUUUUGCUCCUCCGCCAGAGACGCCUUCUUCCUCCUAAUGAGAAACAUAAUAAGGGUGGCGGUCUUGGACAAAGUGACCGAUUUCCUGUUGUUCCUGGGGAAGCUGCUUAUUGUGGGACUAGUGGGAAUCUUUGCCUUCUUCUUCUUCUCUGGAAGAGUGAAGGCGUUUGAAGACACAGCUCCUACUCUCAACUACUACUGGGUUCCCAUUCUGACGGUGGUGGUUGGGUCUUAUCUCAUAGCGCACGGCUUCUUCAGCGUCUACGCCAUGUGUGUGGACACGCUCUUCCUCUGCUUCUUGGAAGACCUGGAGAGGAAUGAUGGCAGUGCAGAGAGGCCCUACCUGAUGCCCGACAAUCUGCUCAAAAUCCUCAAGAAGAAGAACAAGGUUGAAGCCACAGAGUAACAUCCGCAACAGCCGUGAGAGCUGCAGUAUCAGAGCUCCCUCUGCUGGCAGAUAUGGACAUGGCAUGCUGAAGUGAAAGGCCAUUGGAUCAGCCCUCCAUGAUGUCAUUAAGCUGGUCUUUACCUUGCUGCCCAUCUCCGCUGUAUAUAGUGAACUACAGGACAAUCACUGACCUCAACUUAUAAAACUGAUCAGGGCCGGAAUAUACACUAUAGACUUUUUCUUGGUUUUAAGUGCAACAAACAACAUAACAAACAACAUAUUCUACAAUGCAUCACAUUUCGUAUGCCAUUUGAGGAGGAAUGGACACUUUUCUGCACAUUUGUUACAUUAACAGCGUUUUAGAUUUUGUUAUCGAUAUGAGGGUUUUAAUUUUAAUACAUAUGCAUCAAAAUCGCAUCAUGCCAAAGGAUUUUCAUUUGUGUUUUUUUUAUGUGAUUUAGUUGUUUUUUUUAUUUAGUGUGUUCCUGUAUGCAUCUUGCAAAGAAGCUGAAGUUUUGCGUCUGCACAGGUUAUUUUGGCACUUUUAUGGCCUUUUCCUAUGAAGUAUACAUACUGGCAGGUGGAAAAAAAUUCUGUCAUUUUUGUUAUUUCCAUGCUGGCAUCACCAGAAGUGUGCCUUUUGGAGUUGCAUAGUUUUUAUGCUAACUAAAGCCAAUAUCAAAUGUGCCUUAUGUCAUAUGGGAUAGACACAAGCUUACCAUAUAUCUUCACCGUUAUCCGUGCAAUGUUUUACUUGCUAUACAAUCUGCCAAAAGACACAGUUUUACUUUACUUUGUCUACUGCCUACAUUAACUCUUCAUUUGGAGUUAAUAGUUAGAAAGUUAACAUGACAAGUUUGGAGUACACCUAUCCGUGGAUUUGUUAUUUUAGUUUUGUCUUUGCAUGGAGUUUAUUUAUGGUUUAAACCUUGACAGAGGAAAUAAAGACGGAAGAAUUUGUAAUAUUACUUU
This is a messenger RNA of Engraulis encrasicolus (European anchovy), 3816 nucleotides long. RefSeq names its product choline transporter-like protein 2. Bases 739 to 2862 code for a protein of 707 amino acids. NCBI's taxonomy places the organism in Eukaryota, Metazoa, Chordata, Actinopteri, Clupeiformes, Engraulidae. The record is from RefSeq and is a predicted model, not a curated record. The transcript is spliced from 22 exons. Gene Ontology annotation, biological process: transmembrane transport. Gene Ontology annotation, molecular function: transmembrane transporter activity.